AUGAUCAAUUUCACAGGAAAUACAAAGAAAAGGGUAGUUAAUUUGGGAAAUAAAAAAUCAAAUGAUACCACCAAUUAUUUGGAAAAAACCCGAUUGCAAAGGCAACAGCGUGAAGAACAACGGCAACGAGAAAGAUCAAGUUUAGUCUUACAAUCUUACAUUAGAAGAUACAUCGAUUUAUCAAGCCAAAAUGAAAUAUUGAGACAAGAGUGGGCUGAUGAAAUGGGCCAUUGGAAGAGUGAAGAAGAUUGGUGUAAGUGGAUUAGUAAAUUUCUGUUCUUGUGUAGAUGGGGGACAUCAAGACAUAAUUUGGAUAUUACGUGCCACCAAUUAGCAUUAUUUUAUGAAGGACUCAACAAUAACUGUUUAAGUUCGAAGUAUGAAAUCAGUUCAUCUUUAUAUGAUCUGUUGACAAAGAAUUUGAUAAAUGUGAUAAGCGCUCUCAGUAGUUCACAGAAAUCUAUUGGUUGUAUAAGUGUUAUAUGUGAUUGCAUCACCUUAUUAAUAUCUAAGUAUAAUAAAGGUGCUCAUAGGUAUCCGAAUUUGAUACUUUACUUGUCGAAAAGCAUACUGAGGAAAGUUAUACCCGAUGAAACCGUGAACAAAAUAAUACUGCUAAUCUUUGAUAUAAAUGUUAGCGACUCUUCCAAGAAUUUUAUUGAAUUCUUAUCGAUCCCAAACAUCUUCAAUUCAAUUGGCAUUGAAGGAAAUCAUCAUUUACUAGAAAUAAUACGAAGACAAGUGCCUCUGGAUAACUCGACAAGUUUAUUACAUUCGCUAGGCGGCUUGCAGAAAAUCAACUUACUUGUUAACGUAUUGAGAAUACACGGAGAUCGCCAAUUUAUUGCUUCAGAUUAUCUAGUUGUUGGCUUAAUAUUAUCCACUAUUUCGUUUUCAAUUAAAGAUAGAACCAAUCUUGAUGAGGAUGGGUUUGAAGAAGAUGAAUUUGAAAGGACCGAUAUUGAUGACGGUUCAGACAUCCCUAGAUCUUCUGAAGCAUUAAUAUUAGUAAGUAAUGGAGUUAUAGAACAGUUACAAGUACUAUACUCAGCAAGGUUUAUUAAACAGGCAAUAAAAUACUUCACAGAUGCUGACGAACUUUCACAGCUAGCGCUCCAUAUUUUUGCCACAUUAACAUAUUUAAUUCCAGUUUCUAAAAGUAAACUCUGUAUAUUAAUUACAAUUACACCAGGUUCAUAUAAAUGGUUUUAUAACCAGUUAAGGAAGGAUCCCAUCUAUAAGUUUAUUGAACAAAAAAACAUGGAGAAUUAUGAUUAUUUACGUUCUGAUGACUUAAUUCAGCUUUAUUCGAAAAUCCCCGAAAAUUUAGUGUCAAUCUUUUGGAAAACUUUGUAUACAUUUGAAGAACUAUAUUCCUAUUGGUUAAUAGUUUCAAAUGAUUUGGAAAGUUUCUCUGAAGAUAAACUAAGCUUGCAAGAAGCUUCAAAGUUUUUGAAAUUCUUGAAGAAUGUUUGCUUGACUUUGAUUUUUAAUAAUAAUAACACUAGUUUAUUCAAUGAGUUUGGCAAACUUAAGGAUAUUUCGAUCUCUCUACUUAAUCAAUUGUAUACCAAAAAUUCAAGGCUAAUGUUUCUACCAGACAAAUUUUGGAAGCCAAAUGAGUUGAAUUUUAACAUUGAUAAUAUGUUGCAGCUAAUUAUCGAUGAAGAAGAAAGAAGGAACGAAAUGGAAGUUGAAGCCCUGGACAACGAUUCAGAUUUAGAACUUAAUGGAGAUGAUUUGUCACAUAAAAACUCAUCCAAAAAGCCAAAAUUUGCAAAGGCAAAUAGUGAUACAUUAGCAAAGUUAGAAGUGCUAAAGAAAUUACCAUAUUUUAUAUCUUUUAGAGAUAGAGUUAAGGUAUUGCAAACUCUUAUUCAAAUAGAUAGAGAGAGAUUAAUGGGUUCGGAUGCCUUUUCAUUUUUCCAACCACCAAAGAGAUUAAAAGCAGAUAUUAGAAGGGAAUCCUUAUUUGAAGAUGCGUUUAAUAAUUUUCAUAAAUGCGGAUCUGAUUUUAAACAUACAUUGAGUGUCACUUUAUUUAACGAACAAGGUGGCCAAGAAGCAGGAAUAGAUGGAGGGGGAAUUACAAAGGAGUUUCUAACAAGUGUUGCAAUGGAAGGAUUUCAACCACAUGGAAAAUUUGAAUUAUUUAAAGAAACAGCUGAGAACCAGUUAUAUCCAAGUGAUGAAAUAUAUAAAAUGUUAAGCAAAAAGAUUGAGGUUAAGGAGCAGCAACAAAAAUUGUUGUAUUUGCGGUUCUUAGGUAAUAUAAUUGGCAAAUGUUUCUAUGAAAACGUGUUAAUUGAUUUGUCCUUUGCGCCAUUUUUUUUAAACAAAUGGUGUAGUUUCAAUAGGGGGCAAAAUUCUAUGAAGAAUUCGAUUAAUGACUUAAACUAUUUAGAUCGAGAAUUAUUCACAAAUUUAAUGAAGUUAACUAGCAUGGAUUCAAACGAGUUGGAACAACUUGAUUUAAAUUUUACUAUUGAUGAAAAGAUAAAUGAUUUCAACUGCACGUUUGAUUUGCUACCACCAAAUGGAGCAGAAAUUAAAGUCGACCAGUCGAAUAGAUUGAACUAUAUUCAUCAAAUCUCGAAUUUUAGAUUAAACCAAUCGUUGCACGUUCAAACAAAAUUCUUUCUUAACGGACUCUUUGAAAUUAUUUCGUCCAGCUGGUUGAGUAUGUUUGAUGCCUCCGAAUUGCAAAUGUUAAUAUCUGGUGGUGAGAACGAUGUGAAUAUACAAGACUGGAAGGAGAAUGUCGAAUAUGGUGGAUACUUUGAUGAUGAUACGACAGUAGUAUAUUUCUGGGAAGUCAUAAGUGAAAUGUCACCAGAAGAGAGAUUCAAGUUAAUCAAAUUUGUGACGUCUGUCUCAAGAGCUCCUUUAUUAGGAUUUGGAUCAUUAAAUCCUAAAUUUGGGAUCAGAAAUGCUGGUAGAAGUAUUGAUAGACUACCUACUGCUUCAACAUGUGUUAAUUUAUUGAAACUACCUGAUUACCAAGAUAAAGAAUUAGUACGAUCAAAGCUAUUAUAUGCUAUUAAUACAGAGGCAAGGUUUGACUUGUCGUAA
Molecule: messenger RNA, 3072 nt
Organism: Debaryomyces hansenii CBS767
Lineage: Eukaryota; Fungi; Ascomycota; Pichiomycetes; Serinales; Debaryomycetaceae
Product: ubiquitin-ubiquitin ligase
Exons: 1
Coding region: 1-3072 (1023 amino acids)
Biological process (GO): ubiquitin-dependent protein catabolic process; protein polyubiquitination
Molecular function (GO): ubiquitin protein ligase activity
Source: RefSeq, a predicted model, not a curated record